AUGCCAUUAAGAUUGAUUGAUAAGUUUUAUUCCUCCAUUGUUGAUGACGAAUUGAUCUUCAUUCUUCUCUUACUUCAGAUACUCAUACAAACCCUUAAUGCAUUCAGACAUUGUUUAUGGGUUGUAUGUACUAUUCGCAUAUUCAUUAGAUAAUUCAUGAAAGUACUUUAACAUGA
This is a messenger RNA of Paramecium primaurelia, 176 nucleotides long. NCBI's taxonomy places the organism in Eukaryota, Ciliophora, Oligohymenophorea, Peniculida, Parameciidae. The record is from the annotation of a GenBank genome assembly.